This is a messenger RNA of Yamadazyma jaroonii, 1281 nucleotides long. NCBI's taxonomy places the organism in Eukaryota, Fungi, Ascomycota, Pichiomycetes, Serinales, Debaryomycetaceae. The record is from the annotation of a GenBank genome assembly.
AUGGACCUUCCAGAAAAAUUCCGAUAUAAUUUCCCAGAAAAAGCUGAUUCUGAUCAAGGAAGUGGUAGCUCAAGUGAUGAAAAUUUCGAAGAUGAAAAGGAUAAAGAUUACAAAGAAUCUAAAGAUUCUGAUCAAGAAUCGAUCAAGGAUGAUAAACAUAUUAGUAUUGAUCUGAUGUUAAAUCGAAGAAGAACCUAUGAAGAUUUACCUAUUAGAAAUUCUUUGAGUUUACUCCAUGAUUCUAAUGAAAACUCCGAUGAUAGACUUAGAUUCCCCAUUAAUUCAAUUGAGCAUCCGCUUCAUCAAUCAGAGACCAAUAGCCAAGAUCCUAAUCAACAAAAUCAAACUUAUGGUAAUUAUAAACCUGACCUUAAUGAAUUCUAUGACGAUAUUAAACCUGGGAGAAGAUUUAGAAGACGGUACAAUCAAAUUGUUAGACAUUAUAGUUGUUCUUAUCCUGGAUGUAGUAAAUCUUAUGGUAGCUUGAAUCAUUUAAACACCCACAUAGUAACUAAAAAGCAUGGACAAAGAAAAUCUAAAUCUGAUUUCCAAUCUGAAGAUAAUCAUGAAUAUAAUUCUGGUAAUUAUUGGUAUGGUUUUGCUUCUAAUAAUUCCAAUAGGUAUCCUUAUUACAUGAUGGUUAGAAAUCAGCCUAUGGGCCAUCCACAUCCACCACCUCCACCUCCCCCACCUCCUCAUCAUCAUCAAUUUCAACAAGGUAUGACUCCUCCAGUAUUUAUGCAACAACCUUUACCUAUGCCUAACCAACCAAUUAUCAUGGGCCAACCACAUCCUCAUGCACCACCUCCACCAGGAGCAAUUCCAAUAACGCCAUCAAUCCCAAAUCAAAUACCAACUCAAAUGCCUACACAAAUUCCAAUGGGUAAUCAAAUUCCUAUGCAACUACAAAACCAACCAGCAAUUUAUCAGGUACCAUCGAUGCAAAUUCCUUCCAUACAACAGCCAGGGAUUCCAGCCGCUGGUUUGCCACCAACAAUGUCAAUUCAUGCACCAAUUCAAGGAUCUCAACAAAGUCCAGGAAUACCAAACCAACCAAGUCCCAUUCAGACUAGUCAAUUGGCUUAUCCUCUCCCUAAUCAAGACUAUACGGUUAAAAGGGAAGAGCCAGAGAACAGAUUGAACAAUUUUUCAUUGCCUAACAUCCGUCAAAUUAAUCCAGAUGUUCAUUCUAAUACUACCUCAGCUCAAAGUUCCCUACAUACUUCACCUCAAAAUGUAACUAUUACUUUACCACCUAUAAAAAGUGAUAAAGCCUUGUAA